Spea bombifrons (plains spadefoot toad) is the source of this 1013-nucleotide messenger RNA. Its product is annotated as carbonic anhydrase 13-like. The coding region runs from base 192 to 980 and encodes 262 amino acids. Lineage: Eukaryota; Metazoa; Chordata; Amphibia; Anura; Pelobatidae. Gene Ontology annotation, cellular component: cytoplasm. The record is from RefSeq and is a predicted model, not a curated record. Gene Ontology annotation, molecular function: carbonate dehydratase activity; zinc ion binding. The transcript has 8 exons.
UAUUGACAUGUAAUAUAACGUGGGCAGGACACAGUCCUAAGUCUGUAGUAGAAUGUUGAUCUCUGGAAAGUGGAAACCACUUGCCACCAGCCGACGAGCUAGAAAGACCUGCAGCUUGUGAGAAGGAUCAAGUCUUUAAACGUUUUCUGCCCAAUUUUGUUCUGUAGUUUUCUUGCCACAUUUGGAGAAAUAUGAACAAGUGGGGUUAUGCGGAGCACAACGGUCCUGAACUGUGGCAUGAAUGGUUUCCUAUUGCCAAUGGAGAACGUCAAUCCCCGAUUGAUAUUGCAGCACAAGAUGCUGACUACGACCCCACUUUACAACCUCUCCACAUUGACUAUGAUGCACAUUCCGCUAGAGUAAUCAUUAACAGUGGACAUACCUUUAGUGUUGAAUUUGACGAUGGGGAUGACAAAUCAGUGGUCACUGGAGGUCCAUUUAAUGGAAAAUAUCGAUUGCGUCAAUUCCAUUUUCACUGGGGGCGUUCUGAUGACCAUGGAUCUGAACACAGGGUGGAUGGCCAGGCAUAUGCCGCGGAGCUACAUAUUGUCCACUGGAAUUCUGAAAAGUACGGUAGUUUUGUAGAGGCAGCUAAUCAACCCGAUGGCCUUGGAGUAAUAGGAGUGUUUCUGAAGAUUGGAGAAGACAAUGCAAGCAUAGAGAGGAUUACGGAUGCCUUAGAUGCGAUUCAGACUAAGGGAAAACAAUCAUCGUUUACCAAAUUUGACCCUUCCUGUUUGCUACCUGAUUGCUUGGAUUUCUGGACUUAUUCGGGAUCACUUACAGUGCCUCCGCUUCUGGAGAGUGUAAUAUGGAUUGUACUAAAGAAACCAAUAUCUGUCAGUUCCAGACAGCUAUCAGAAUUCCGAAGCCUACUGAGCACCAGCGAAUCAGAAGAAACUGGACCAUGCUGCAUAAAAGCUAACUACCGGCCCGUGCAGCCCCUCAAGAACCGCAAAGUCAAAGCAUCCUUCCAAUGACCAAUUUAUUUUAAUAAACAAAAUGGACAGAAA